GUGAGACGUUCGACACGAAAACCUUUUUUCUGUUCAUGAUUUAGCCCUAGAAUCGGAAGGGGGGAAUUGGGAAAUCAAUCUGCAAAUCCACCGCCACCGGUGUUCAAUUUGCAAUUCACUUGUGGAAAUCGGAAUCUGUUGAAUUUCAAUUCGAUUUCGAGGGGCGAUCGCGCGGAUUUGGUUUCCCGUUCGGGAUAGCUAUUCAAUGAUAACUCGGUCGAAGCUUGUGGAGCAGCUGAGAGAUUACCAGAUCCGAUCCCAGCACAAGUGCCCCUCCCUCACUGUCUUCUCUCCCAAGCCCCUCCUCUCCACCUGGAUAGAUGUCGCAGUAGCCGUUUUCUGGGCCUCAAUCUGCGCCACGCUGCUAAUUUCGUCAUAUGUUGCCCUUUACUUAACACACUACUGGAUUUCCUUCUUCCUCCUAUGCAUCACCAUCCUCGUCCCUGUCCGUCUGAGAAUUUCAAGGCUAUCAUUUGCCAGGAAACGGGAUAGAAGAUUAUUACUACCUUUGUCCAUGUGAUUAUUGACUCACACAUGAUGGAGAAUACAAUCUCGAGGCACACAAAGCUGCAAUGUAAGAAACACGGUAGGCCUCUCUGCAAAUUCUCUUCGGCAUCAAGAAAUAGUUAAUGGCAAGUAAAGUCCAAAUUGUGAUGCAUGUGGGAAAGAAGCAUAAAAGAUUUUGGUACUAUUCUGAUUGCACUUAUUUAGACAGACUUUAAACAUUAGGACAACAUUCUUAUAUUCCUAACUGACUGUAUAUAUAUAUAUAUAUAUAUUACAUACAAUAACUGAAGAGGAAAACUAAAAACAUUUGCUGAUAUGUAUGUUCUUACAGGGUUUUGGUUCCUUACUAAGUAUUAACUUUUAGUA
Andrographis paniculata is the source of this 873-nucleotide messenger RNA. RefSeq lists its product as uncharacterized. The coding region runs from base 206 to 520 and encodes 104 amino acids. Lineage: Eukaryota; Viridiplantae; Streptophyta; Magnoliopsida; Lamiales; Acanthaceae. The transcript is spliced from 2 exons. The record is from RefSeq and is a predicted model, not a curated record.